AUGACGCCCAGGUUCUUGGCCAGAGUGACGGGCGGGAUGCUGGCAUUGUCCACAGUGAUUGAGAACGGAGGUUCACACUCCUACCGGUAUUUCAUGAUGGGGGUGUCGCAGCCCGGCUCGGGGGUGCCUGAGUUCAGCGACACUGGCUACUUCGACGAUCAGCCCGUCUACCGCUACGACAGCGACCGCGGCCAGGGGACGCCCGGCUCGGAGUGGGUGAAGGGCGCCGUGGACGCGCAGUACUGGGAGCGGGAGACGCGGAGAUCACAGGGCUGGGAGCCCACGUUCCGAGCGAACCUGGACAUCGCGCGCCAGCGCUACAACCAGAGCGCGGGCUUUCAUACCCUCCAGGUGAAGUACGGCUGUGAGCUACGAGAUGAUGGCAGCAUUGGGGGGUUUGAGCAGUACGCAUAUGAUGGGGGAGACUUUCUCAGCUUUGAUACAAAGACCCACACCUGGGUAGCACCAGCCAGAGAGGCCGAGGUCACCCAGCACAGAUGGAAUGAGGAUAAGGCCUAUCUUCAGCAAGAGACAGCCUACCUGGAGCAGGAGUGCAUCGAGUGGCUGCAGAAAUAUUUGGCGUAUGGAAAGGAGACACUGCAGAGAAGAGAGCCACCGCGGGUGCAGGUGAGCGACCGGCCGAGCCGGGACGGGCUCACCACCCUCUCCUGCCAGGUCCACAGCUUCUACCCGCAGAACGUGGCUGUCGUGUGGCUGAAGAAGGGGGUGGCCGUGCCAUGGGAGACGAAGCGUGGGGACGUGCUUCCCAGCGGGGACGGGACUUACCAGACCCGGGCCACCAUCGAGAUCGACCCCAGCAGUGAGACCGAUUAUACCUGCUGUGUGGAGCACCCCAGCCUGGCAGAGGAUCUGAGAGUGCCCUGGGCACCCAAGUCCAACAUGAUGCUGAUCGUGGGUGUCGUUAUCGGGGUUCUUGUGCUGGUUGCUGCCAUCGCUGGAGCCGUUGUCUUCCUCAGGAAGAAGAAAGGCGGCUACAAAGCAGCUGCAUCUCACGACGGCUCCGCCAGCUCCGGAAGUGACCAGGGAUUGGACACCUCUGCCAAGGCGUAACGGAGCCUGUCGGCCCCGGCUGGGGGGAUCCCAGACCGAGGGGGGAGACUGGAGCAGAUCAGCCUUCUGGGAAUGCAACAGCUCAUCAGCACCUUCCACAGACAGCCUGCUUAAAGCCCUUUGCCUUGAUUGUACCCGAGCUAAACACCCGCCUGUGAGACAGCAACUGCGGCUCUCACUUUAGAACGGAAACCUCCGUGGCUGCAGCCUGCCAGGGAUGGUCGGGGUCGCUUAUUGUUUGAUUUCUACACAACUGUCUUGUUUUGAAAAAAUGAAAACUUGUAUCGCUGAAGAUCUGGUUUGUAUAGAAAAAUAACCAGGGUUGGCUGGACUGAAUUGUUAGCGUAGGGCUGUACCCAGCACACACUGUUCUCUCUGCUUUGAUUGUAACUUAGCCCCCGUUUUCUGUUUCUGCGGUGAUUAAGGGAUUAAGAUGUUCUUCUUUUUGCUGCUGCAGCUUCCUGUGUAAUGAGCUAAAUCCUGCUGUCAGGGCGCUGGUCACUCCAGGGUAAGGCCUUGUCUACAUGGCGAUUUGCACCAGUGUAACUACAGAGGUGUGAGUUUGAAGUGCACUAGUUAAAUCCCUGUGUGGACACUCUUAGUCUGGUGUAAGACAGGGCUUGUUUUGAUUUAAACUGAUUCCCAAGUGAGUCAAGCAAGAAAAAGUCACUUCUUCUACCAGAAUCAGUGUCCCCUAACUGAUCUGGUGCACGUUUGCGUGUAGACAAAGCCUAAACUGGCGCAGAUUCUGCUCCCAAAUGGGAUGAUUUUGUGUGUGACGGAUGUAAAUUUUUUUUUUUUUGCUUAAGAUUUUAAAAACAGUUUUAAAUAGUAAGGUUAUAUCUCUUGGUGAUUUUCAUAUGGACACAAUAAAUGUCGGUUUGGGGUUUUAAUCUCUCUUCA
Molecule: messenger RNA, 1974 nt
Organism: Malaclemys terrapin pileata
Lineage: Eukaryota; Metazoa; Chordata; Testudines; Emydidae
Product: major histocompatibility complex class I-related gene protein-like
Exons: 9
Coding region: 1-1071 (356 amino acids)
Biological process (GO): immune response
Cellular component (GO): external side of plasma membrane
Source: RefSeq, a predicted model, not a curated record